UUUCUACAGUCAGUGUGCAAGUGUGCUGUCCUCCUAUUCAAAUCUAGAAAUGUUUCGGAGCCUGCUGCUCGCCAUCUUGUGGGGAUUGGUAGAGGCCGAUAUCAGUCCGGCUCUGGAUGACCACUGGAAGCUAUGGAAGACAACGCACAAUAAAGUUUACUUCCAUCAGCUAGAAGAGUCUGGUCGCAGGCAGAUCUGGGAAGAGAACCUGCAGAUGAUAAACGUACACAACUUGGAAACCACCCUGGGCUUGCACACCUUCGAGUUGGCCAUGAACCACUUGGGAGACCUGACCAGAGAGGAGAUUAGCGGCACCUUCACCGGCACCAUCAUUCCCUCAGAUCUGGAAAGAUAUCGUUUUAACUUUAACUGGGACAAACGCAAUCGGUUGCCGUCCUCAUUGGACUGGAGGGAAAGGGGCCUGGUGACUGAGGUCAAAAUGCAGGGUUCUUGUGGUUCCUGCUGGGCCUUCAGUGCCGUGGGAGCUCUGGAGGGUCAACUGAAGAAGACAACGGGGGUCCUCAAGUCGUUGAGUCCUCAGAACCUGGUGGAUUGUUCCUUCGACUACGGCAACCACGGGUGCCAUGGCGGCUUCAUGGCAAACGCUUUUAAAUAUGUCCACCAGAACCAAGGCAUCGACUCAGACGAGACUUAUCCUUAUGUCGCAAAGCCUGGUGAGUGCAGGUAUAAGCCACAGGAUCGUGCUGCCAACUGUUCAGGUUAUGUGUAUGUCCCAAAGGGGAAUGAAAAGGCACUAAAAAUGGCUGUGGCCACUAUUGGGCCAGUUUCUGUCGCCGUGGAUGCCUCACGACCUAAAUUCCAUUUCUACCGCCAUGGUGUGUACCAGGACAUUAUGUGCUCACACAAGAUCAACCAUGGCGUGCUAGCUGUGGGCUAUGGCACAGAAAAAGGAAGCGACUAUUGGCUGGUCAAAAACAGUUGGGGCCUCCGUUAUGGUGAUGAGGGCUACAUUAAGAUGGCUCGCAACAAAAACAACCAGUGUGGCAUUGCACUGUAUGCUUGUUUUCCUGUCAUGUGAAUGCUAAAGUCCAGAAUUUUAUUCAAUUUCUAAAUGGCCCUUGCUGGCCACAUUUCGUCUUGAUACACAAUGGAAGUCAAUGUUUUUCUAAAAUAAAGUAUUUGUAUUGCCACUGAA
Molecule: messenger RNA, 1156 nt
Organism: Nerophis lumbriciformis (worm pipefish)
Lineage: Eukaryota; Metazoa; Chordata; Actinopteri; Syngnathiformes; Syngnathidae
Product: cathepsin K-like
Biological process (GO): proteolysis
Molecular function (GO): cysteine-type peptidase activity
Source: RefSeq, a predicted model, not a curated record